UCAGGUUUUCAACCAAUUACCGUCACUCGUUCAAAAAAUCCGAACUAUAUUGCUCGACUUGAAAAGUAUUGCUCUCAUUUAUUACAAGAAGAAAACAAAGCACAAGUAUGUUGCACUCAACUACAGUUAGAAGGAAUGACGAAACGACUCUCCUACGCUACCGGUAUCCUUGGUUCUUGUCCUAGUUGUUUCGAUAAUUUUGCCAAACUUUGGUGUCAAUUCACAUGCUCCCCGGAUCAAUCUAGAUUUAUGAAAGUUCUUGAAACAUCUGGUGGCGCUAAAGGAGUUGUUGAGAAAAUCGAAUUCAAAGUUAAUCGAGAUUUCGCUGAAGGAUACACAUCGUGUAAAAAUACAUGGGCCAGUCAGAACCUCGCUUUGAGUUUUUUGUCUUUGGGUUCAAAGGUUUCUUAUGAGAACUUUUAUGGAUUCAUGGGAAGAAAAGACCCAUCAGUAAAUAUCCCGAUGCAUACCAAUUUCGAGUUCACCAGAGAUAAGAAAGCAAUGAACAUCCCAACAACGCCUUGCCACAAACCAGCCAAUCCUCAGACACCCGCUUGUGGCAUAAUCGAUUGUCCACUGGAAUCUUAUCAACUCUUGGACCUCAGUGGAAUGGAAACUGUGGGGGUUCGAGUAUUCGAACAUCAAAUAAAGUAUUUUGAGUGGUUCCUCCGGCUGUGUGGAUGCUUUACUCUCACGAUGAUUCUCAUUUUUGCUCUCAAGUAUUCCUGUCAUCGUAGCCCUACAGCUUCUGAAAAUUGCUAUGUUGAUUUUGGACCGGGAAGCUUGGAAGUUCAAUUUGAACAUUUAUGUGUUCAAUAUGCUCAAGUAGUCAUCCAUCAACCCCUGAAAUGCGUUUUCUUAGGAUUAUUUGUGGCUUCGCUAUGUUGCCUUGGAAACGUUUGGUUCCACAGUUUGACUCAUUCGAUCGAUCAGGUCUCUGCAGCAGAUGGAGAAACAAGAAGACAUCAGAAGACUUUCAUUGAAACUUUUGGACCGACUCAUCGCAUUGAGCAAGUCUUCAUGACCUUUUCACCAUCCAUGCCUGAGAACUUUCUGAAUCAAGAUGACACAAACUUUUUCGAUGAAAUGUUCCAGCUAAUAAAUCGUAUACAAAACUUGACGGUUUUCCAAGGAGUCUCCAAAUUUACUCUGGAUGACAUCUGUUACAGACCUUUAGGAAAAACAAAAGGAUGUGCUAUCAUGAGUCCGACGAACUAUUUUCAGAACAAUUGGAAUACAUUUGUUAAUGUUGAAGAUAAUGAAGAGGAUUUCGAUUAUAAUGAGCAUAAUCCUUUUACACAUCUAAAGCAUUGUAUAUUCCAUCCGUUUACUGUUAAAACACCUACUGGAUUGUCGUGUUUUGGGGAGUUCGGAGGUCCAAUUGACCCUGCUCUCGUUUUUGCAGGAUGGAACAAAAAUUGGCAUGGUACGGAGAAGUACACCAAGUCUCGAACCUUCAUGAUUACGAUACUUCUGUCUGGAAAGAAUGAAGAAAAGGCAGUUUCAUGGGAAGCGGAAUUCAUUAAAAUGAUGUCUGCAUACGAGAUGAAGAAUGCUAGUUUCACAUUUAUGACAGAGUCUUCUGUGGCGCAUGAGCUUCAAGCAGCUGUAGAGACUGACAAGUUGGUCUCUGUUUUAGCUUGUGCUUCAGUUCUUUUAUGGAUCAACGCAAUGAUUGGAAUCUAUCACUGGCCUGAAUCUUCUCUGCUGUCUGCUUUCAUUCAUCAGAAACUUUUGAUUUCAACGUCAAGUGUUUUUAUCAGUGUGAUAAGUGUUUGGUGCUCUAUUGGAAUCUACUCAUUUGGAGGUCAGCACGCUACUGAUAAUGCAAUCGUAGUUCUGUUCUUUGUGAUAACUCUAAUUGGGAUAAGUAGAAUCUUUCUCACCAUCCGAACAUUCCAAUCUAAUGGACACUGCUACGGCCAUCCAGAUAUAACGGAUCGUGAAAUGAACAGUAGGAUUACUGACACUAUGAGGAGAUGUAUCCCAAUCGUUCUGACCAAUUCUCUUAUCUGCUCCACUUGCUUCUUCCUUGCUGGAGGAGUUCUUCCUUACAUUUCAGUUAGCAUGCCAGCUGUUGAAGUAUUCUCAAGACAUGCUGGAUUGGCUAUUCUUAUUGAUACAGCAUUUUAUCUUUUGGUGGUUCUUCCAUUGUUCCAAUAUGAUGCCAGACGAGAAAUGAACGGAAGAUGCGAGAUUUGGCCAUGGUAUCAACUAUCAGCAGACACAAGAAUUCGUCUUUCAGAAGACGCUGUUGGUGGAACACUCCGCAGUCCUGUCGAUUGGUUUAAAAUUGCCAUCGCGCCAUUGAUUCUGAACAAAUUAUGUCGUAUCGUGAUUCUCAUAUUCUUCUCCAUCACAUUUGUUUCGUCAAUUUACUGGUCUCGAAAACUAGAGUUUGGUUUUGAUCAAACCAUGGCUUUUUCAAAGACAAGUUAUUUGACAAAACACUUCCAAAAUAUGAAUAAGAAUUUGAAUGUGGGGCCACCAGUUUGGUUUGUAAUAGAAGGAGACAUCAACUGGUUCGAUCCAAAAAUACAGAAAAAGUUUUGCACGGUUGCUGGAUGUGAUGAAAAUUCAAUGGGUAACACGAUCCGCUCGCUGGCGUAUGCUGAAAACUACAGUGGAAACUUUUUACGAGGAGAUGUAAACAUCUGGAUUGAUUCAUUUCUCCAGUUCAUGCAUCCUCGUGGAACUUGCUGCAAAACGAAUGGACAAGAAUUCUGUGAUCCAUCUAAUGCCACCCAUUGCUCAUCAUGCUCCGCCAAUACCUCUCCGCUUCAUGCAGAAUCCGAAUUCUACCGGUAUCUCGGCAAUUUCCUGAACACACCACCCACAAUUCACUGUGCUCAUGGUGGAUUUGCUCUUGCUAAACCAGCAAUCAAUAUGACAAAAAAUGGCAAAAUUCAAUCCAGCUACUUCUCCACCUUCUUCAGAAAAUUGAACAUUUCUGACUCGAAUGAGCUUUAUGAUGCGUGGAGAUUCGCAAAGUACGUUGCUGAGAAAGUUGAGAAACAGCUGCAAUUGCAAGGAGUCCGUGUAUUCGUCUACAGUACUUUCUUCCCAUACUAUGAGCAGUACGAUUCAUUGACGACCACAGUCAUUACACUUGUCGUCGUAAUCCUCUUCGUUGAUUUGGUUACAAUUUCUCUAUUUCUGAGAGUCCAUUUGGCUGGAAGUCUUGUCAGUGUUUUCGUUCUAUUUUCUUCUUAUAUUCACUUAAUGGGAUAUAUGUAUUUACAAGGAAUCAGUAUGAAUGUCGUUGCUGCGAUCAACAUGACUAUGUCUCUUGGAAUAGCUGUCGAGUUCUUCGGUCAAAUACUUCAUGGAUUUUACAAUUCGAAGAAAUUGAAAAGUGAGGAGAGAGCAGUAGCGGCGUUGGUCAAUAAUGGAGCUACUACUCUUUCUGGAAUCUUCCCAGCUAUUAUGCUUACUGCCGGUUGUCUCUUGUUUGCUGAUUCUCGUGUUCUGAUUACAUAUUUCUGUAUCCAAUUGUUUGGAAUUGCAUUCGUUUGUAUCUUACAUGGCGUUGUGUAUAUGCCUACACUUCUUGCCAUAUUUGGUUCGGAUUUCUAUGAGAACGUCAAUAGUGAAGAGGAAUCAUCAUCUGAAGGGAGUGGAAGAGAUGAAACCCAAAGAAGCUCGUCGAGCACUUCGGAAACAGCU
Caenorhabditis briggsae is the source of this 3666-nucleotide messenger RNA. It is a transcript of the gene Cbr-ncr-2, whose product is annotated as Protein CBR-NCR-2. Gene Ontology annotation, cellular component: membrane. The record is from RefSeq and is a predicted model, not a curated record. NCBI's taxonomy places the organism in Eukaryota, Metazoa, Nematoda, Chromadorea, Rhabditida, Rhabditidae.